AAGAACAUGGGACGGUAUGAUUGGUUCUUCCGAUGUAUGGUGAUACAGACGUAGAUUGGCCCGGCCCAGAAGAGGGUAUAAAUUUGCUGGGGUUCAGAGAGCAUCUGCCUUCCUCCAGGACAUCCUCGAGGAAGCAAACAGGUGUCAGAUUUUGACUGGGCCCUCCCACCUCAACGCUCUUUGAAGAGUCUGUUCACCACCGAAGGGAGAAGUAUCUCUGCAAGGAAAUCUAGAAGAAGCUGUGAAAAUGUCUCAGCCAAGAGCGGAUGAUGGCAGCGUCCGAUUUUCCCCGGAGCUCUCGGAGGGGGAGAAAGAAGCCACCAGGAGCAGGAAGGUGAAAGUCCUGGAGUGUCUCAACAAACUGGGCAUUUCCUGCGAUGAGAAGACCAUGCCCAAUAUCGCCGUGCUAGGAUCGGGCGGGGGCCUGCGGGCCACAAUCGCCCUUCUGGGAACCUUGGCGGAGAUGAAGAAACAAGGCCUGCUGGACGCCGUCAUGUACCUGUGCGGGGUGUCGGGUUCCACUUGGUGCAUAUCCACCCUCUACAACGGGAAGGACUGGGCAAAGAACAUAGAGACGCUGGAGGAAAAACUAUGUAAUGAUCUUUGCUGGACUCCAGUUGAUAUUCAAAAGCAGCUGGAUUGGGUGACAAAGGCAGCAGAUGGUGAAGUGUUCUCUCUGACCGAUGUCUGGGAAGCGUUCGUUGUCAAAAAUAUAUUGAAACUGAAUCGUGGGAAAAAGUUAUCUGAACACAAGGCUGCCGCCAGUAAUGGCAUGAAUCCGUACCCUAUCUAUGCAGCAGUAGAACAGAACACAUUUGAAAAAGAAAAUACAUGUCCAGGGACCUGGUUUGAAUUCACCCCCCACGAGUGUGGUUUUCCCGGCCUGGAUGUAUUUGUGAGCACCAAAUAUUUCGGAAGCAAGUUCCAGGGUGGGAAAUUGACGGAACCGAAGGAAGAGAAACACAUGAGCUACUUGCAGAGUCUCUGGGGAAGUGCCUUGGGAAGCAUGCAGGAAAACAAACACUAUUUAAUGGCACAUAUUAAGGGACUAUUCGAAAGAGGCCCGAAACCUUUGGAUUUUACGGCAGUGUACGGAAUCUUCAAGAAUGAAUGGGAUCGCCUUGGAAAUAGUGUAGAUGACUAUAGGAGCAACCCUGAUAACACAGUUUGGACCAGGUUUCGAUCCUACUUUGAAGCGCCACUGAAAGCUCUAAGAUUUGUCACUAGACGCACAAACUUUAUAGAAAAAUUGAAGACCUGUUACGAUAACUGGACAUGGGGAAUCACCAACAACUUUCUGUAUCAAACUGGCAACGUCCAUGCCGAUGGCUUGGACAAGCGCGAAGUCUUCAACUUGAUCGACGCUGGCGUGGCUAACAACUGCGCCUACCCCCUGGUCCUGCGCCCUGCCAGGCGCGUGGGACUGAUCCUCUCCUUCGACUUCUGCAUCGACGGAUCCUUUGAGACCCUCAAGAGGGCGUCCAAGUAUUGUGAGGAAAAUCAGAUCCCAUUCCCCCCGAUAGAUCCAGAAGUGAUGAAGGACCUAGCCAACCCCUCCAGUUGCUACAUCUUCGAAGGAAAGGGUACUCCCACCGUCAUGCACUUCCCGCUUUUCAACACAAAAAACUGUCCAGGACCACAAGAAAUUACAAAGACCAGAAUCACGUUUCCCACCCUUCGUAUGUCCUACACAAGGCAAGAGAUGGAAGAACUCCUCAACAAGGCGAAGAUGAAUGUGGCUGAAAACAAGGACAAGAUUCUGGAGCAGAUCCAGAAGAUUGUGUCUUCUCCCACCAGGGGAUUUUAAAACCCCCUCUCUUUUAGGUUCACGAAACACAGAAAAAUCUUUGCCUGACUCUCACACGACACUAUACACCAGGGGUGGGCAAUGCAUUGGCGGCGGUUCACCGGGGUUAGCCCCUGGUGGGCCGUGGUCACUGUAUUUAACUGCACCUCCACAGGUACGGGCGGCCGCAGCUCCCAUUGGCCGGGAGCAGUGAUCUGCCACCAAUGGGAGCUGUGAGCCCUGUACCUGCAGAGGCGCUGGUAAAUACGCCAGUGAGGGGCCUGGCAGAUCCGAUCCGGCCAUAGGCUGGUGUUUGCCCACCCCUGCUGUACACUGUGCGCAUUCAGAACCAUACUGUAGUAGGGAAAAGUGGGUUAGAUUCACAAAGGGAUUUAGGCACCGAGCCCCAGAUUUCGGCACCUCAAGACUCUUGCUCAGCUGUUGUGAAACACAGAACUCCCUCAGCACCUAAGAUGUUGCCGGGGCAUCUCCUAGGCACCUAGAUUUCUGCCUCAGAGCCUGUGUCCCACAGCCCCAUCUCCCCGGCCCAGGUCCCAAGGCCCAGGGACUCUUAAAACCAGAGCUGAGGUGUCGCCUGACACAAGGCAGGUUUCAGCCACAGCUGCGUGAGGGGCAGGUGAAUCCCAGUGGGGCCCGGCGGCUGGGCUUCCCCUGUGGAAUAGGGCAGCUGGGAGCCAAGGCCUUUUGUGAAUGUCGCCCUGCAAUUAGUAACGUGACCCGAGGGAGAGAGGGAGGGAGAGAUGGGUGUGUGGAGAUAGAUAGAUAGAUAGAUAGAUAGAUAGAUAGAUAGAUAGAUAGAUAGAUAGAUAGAUAGAUAGAUA
This is a messenger RNA of Pelodiscus sinensis (Chinese soft-shelled turtle), 2628 nucleotides long. The record is from RefSeq and is a predicted model, not a curated record. Lineage: Eukaryota; Metazoa; Chordata; Testudines; Trionychidae.